Messenger RNA from Fundulus heteroclitus (mummichog), 4727 nucleotides. RefSeq names its product cAMP-specific 3',5'-cyclic phosphodiesterase 4C. Gene Ontology annotation, biological process: signal transduction. The coding region runs from base 972 to 3587 and encodes 871 amino acids. Gene Ontology annotation, cellular component: nucleus; cytosol; perinuclear region of cytoplasm. Gene Ontology annotation, molecular function: 3',5'-cyclic-AMP phosphodiesterase activity. The transcript is spliced from 18 exons. The record is from RefSeq and is a predicted model, not a curated record. Lineage: Eukaryota; Metazoa; Chordata; Actinopteri; Cyprinodontiformes; Fundulidae.
AGUAGGGAUUGGGAGGGUGGAGGGAAGCUGGUGAAGCCGCGGAUAUUCAUGAGAACGGAUAGGUUUUUUUUCUCUCUCCCCCAUCUCUCUCUCUCUCUUUCUCUCGGUGUGGUGAUACACUGCAAUGUCUGCAGACAGACAGACGGACAGAAGACAGAGAGGCAAGGAGACAAGUAAAGCGAAGACAAGGCCCAUCCCAUCUUACCAUUGAUCUUCAGGCGAUCAAGACCUGUUAUCGCUCCGUACAUCUACGCUGACUCUGCUGUGAAGGGAGAAGAUUCAAGAAUGAAUACAGUCGAAUCAAACGAGGAGUUUAAAAUUUGAUGUCACAGAUGAAGCAGCAUUAUCUAGAAAGACUUACCCAACCGAGACUGGAUCCAAGUGACCGUUCCCACUGCAGAAGACAAACCUGAGCGUCGGGAGAGACCUGCUGCAGAAUCGUUACAAUUCUUUUGGAUUCUGGGUGGCUGAAGAAUGACUGAUUGGCAGGAUUAAUUAACGUAGCCAUCAUGUGAUCCACUCUACAAACUGGAGGAGUGCUGUGAAGAAUUGGUGGAAUGAUACCUUUGGUAGUGUUAUCGGGGAUUUUUAUUUGUGUCUUUGGCAGAUUCUUCUGAGCAAGGGAGGAUGACAAUUGCUUUUUGAUUGCUCUUCCUCUAUUUUCUGGCUUUUUGGGAAAAACAACAACAAAUUUUUGCAUUUUGGAACCUCUGAGGGGCAGAUAGAAGCCCCUUUAUUGUUUUACAGCAGAGGAACGCCUGGUUUUAUCUAUUUGAAGAGCGGGGUGUCUAAACAGUGCAGGGGCUGCUGUUAGCUGGCUGAGUCAGCUCCAAUGGGGGCCGGUUUUGACCCGGUCUGACCCCGGUUUGAGCUUGCAGUGACCUCUGUCCUCUCCGGUCCUGGCUCUCCACCUGCUCUGCUGCCUGGGUUCCGGAACGCUCCGCCCUGGGGCCCAGAACGAGCCAAUCAGAAUGAAGAAGAGCCGCAGCGUGCUGUCGGUGACUGGAGAAGAGGGGAACGACUUAGAUGUAACAGAUGCUGGGGAGAAGGCGGAGUCAUCCCGCUACAGCCGAUCCUACACGUCUGGGGCCACGCUGGGGGCCGAGCUGCGAAGAGGACGGACCAGAAGACUCUCUCCCAGUCUCCAGGUACCAUGCUGGCUCCGUCCUCGAGAUCGCACCCGUUCCCCCGACAUCCUGAGCAAUAUGUCACGUCCCACAACGCUCCCUCUUCGCAUCCCUCCACGCAUCUCCAUCACACAAGCAGACACUGACAGUUAUGAAGCAGAGAAUGGCGUGUCUCCAGCUCACACCCCUCUGGGCUCGCAGAGCCCAAGCCGCGCGUUGCACACCUCCCUGCCUCAGGGCCAGAGAAGAGAGUCUUUCCUCUACAGAUCCGACUCUGACUACGACAUGUCCCCCAAGGCCGUCUCCCGUAAUUCCUCCCUUGCCAGCGAAGGGCACACAGCAGAAGACUUCAUCGUCACACCUUUUGCUCAAGUACUGGCCAGUCUGCGAUCAGUACGAAGCAACUUCACCAUCCUUGCCAACGUCUCCACACCCACAAUCAAGAGGUCUCCUUUAGGUGGCGUAUGUGUCAGCCAAAGGGGAACACUUUCGGAUCAGCAGUACCAGCAGCUGGCCUUGGACACACUGGAGGAGCUGGACUGGUGUCUGGACCAGCUGGAGACCAUCCAGACCCACCGCUCCGUCAGUGAAAUGGCUUCCAAAAAGUUUAAAAGGAUGCUGAACAGAGAGCUCUCUCACUUGUCAGAGAUGAGUCGCUCUGGGAACCAGGUGUCUGAGUACAUCUCCAGCACCUUCAUGGACAAACAGAACGAGGUGGAAAUCCCGUCUCCGACGCUCAAAGACAAACCCAUGAGUCACAUCAGCGGCGUGCGGAAACUGUCUCACAGCUCCAGCCUCUCCAGCGCGUCGAUGCCUCGCUUCGGGGUCAACACGGACCACGAGGAGGAGCUCGCCAAGGAACUGGAGGAUCUGAACAAGUGGAGUUUUAACAUAUUCAGAGUAGCAGAGUUCUCCAACAACAGACCCCUCAGCUGUAUCAUGUACGCCAUCUUCCAGGAGCGUGAGCUCUUGAAAACAUUUCGAAUCCCCGUGGACACUUUUGUCACUUAUGUGAUGACCCUGGAGGACCACUACCAUGGAAACGUAGCUUACCACAACAGCCUCCAUGCCGCAGAUGUUGCCCAGUCCACACAUGUGCUCCUCUCAACACCUGCUCUGGAUGCUGUCUUCACUGAUCUGGAGAUCCUCGCUGCUCUGUUUGCUGCUGCCAUCCACGACGUAGACCACCCCGGAGUUUCCAACCAGUUCCUCAUCAACACCAAUUCAGAGCUGGCAUUGAUGUACAACGACGAGUCGGUCCUGGAGAACCACCACCUCGCUGUGGGUUUCAAACUCCUGCAUCAGGAGAACUGCGAUAUCUUCCAGAACCUCACCAAGAGGCAGCGACAGAGCCUGCGCAAGCUCGUCAUUGACAUGGUGUUGGCAACAGACAUGUCCAAGCAUAUGACUCUGAUGGCUGACCUGAAGACUAUGGUGGAAACCAAGAAGGUGACGAGUUCAGGUGUUUUGCUGCUGGACCACUACACAGAGAGAAUACAGGUGCUGAAGAACAUGGUCCACUGUGCAGACCUGAGCAACCCAACAAAACCUUUGCCGCUAUACAGGCAGUGGACGGAGAGGAUCAUGGAGGAGUUCUUCCGACAGGGCGACAGGGAACGAGAGAGGGGGAUGGAGAUCAGCGCCAUGUGCGACAAACACACUGCCUCAGUGGAGAAGAGCCAGGUGGGCUUCAUUGACUACAUUGUCCACCCGCUGUGGGAGACCUGGGCCGACUUGGUGCACCCAGACGCCCAGGAGAUCCUGGACACCUUAGAGGAGAACAGGGAGUGGUACCUGAACACCAUGCCCCAAUCACCUUCGCCUCCCCCGGACAGACACCUCCAGCACGACCGCUUCCAGUUUGAACUCACGCUCGAUGAGCUGGAGUACAACAAUCACAACAACAUGUACCGAAGGAGCAGUAGUGGCGGGAGGGGCAUCAGGAACAGCCUGAAAGCCAUUUGCGAUGACAGCAACGGAGAGAGAACGCCGGGCGAGCAGGAGGAAACGGGCGAGGAGGAUCAGAACCACACUGAAGCUGAGGAGGAUGACGAGGAGAACCACAACAGUGAUCAGAGUGGAAUCCAGGAGGAGGAGGAGGAGGAGGAGGACGAGGAGGAGAACAUUGCAGGAAAGGAAGAGGAGGAAGCCAUGGAGGAGAUUGAGGAUGUUCUCGAGGAGCAAAAAGAAGAAAGUGAAGAAGUCAUUGAUGAACACAAUGAAGAAAUUAAAGAAGACCACGAGAAAGAUGAAGACACCGAGGAAGAAGUGAACAAGGAUGAGGGUGAAGUUGAGGAAGCUGAAGCUGAAGAAGAAGGCAAAGAAGAAGAGGAGGAGACCGAUAUGGACAGCAAAGACGAGGAGGCAGAGCAGGAUGUAGCGGAGGAGGAAGAAGAAGCCCCUCAGGACGAAGAAGAAGAAGAAGAAGAAGAGGAGGUACAAGAGGAAGAGGAGAGUUAGCUGAACAGACAAAUGAUCAGGGUCAGUGAGGAAAAUGUGUAAAGGAGGGAUGAUGAAGAGCCAGAGAGGCUCCUAAAGGCAGCAAAGUGGCUGUAGAAGAGGCAAAAAGAGCUGAAACAUGUCUGUCCUUCCAGAUAAUGCACUCUAACUGCUUUACCAUCUGGAGGUCAGAUUGUUAUCUUCAGAGCAAUAUUUUGCACCAACAGCGAAGUGCUGGAGACAGGAAACUUUCGGGAUUUUUCUGAACAGGUUGAUUGUUGCAGAAAGCGGAUCAUCCGGUAGUGACAGAAAAUAGGGUCUUCGAAACCCUGUGUCGGUGCGUCUAUCACUGCCGUUAGGGAUAAAUGGGGACAUUACAGUAACAUUUUGUAGCUCCUGGAGACAAAUUAAAGGAAAAAAAUAAUAAUUAUUGCUGAAAUGCGUACAUGCAAAUAAGUGUGUGCCUGUUUUCCGGUUGUUAUAGACUGUCACACGUUGUCUCUUGGUCACCGUCUAAUGUCUUAUUGAUGAGGACCAUAACAAACAAACACAGACCAUUAUAACUCAAGAACAAAUAUUUCAAACGAUUACAGAAAAGAAAUGCAAAAAUACUGUGAGAAAGGUGUAGCUUGUCGUCUUUAAUCUUUAAUACGAACCCCUUUUCAACCCGUGAGCGGUGUGUUUCAUACACGGUGGUUGAGAAACGGUGUAAGCCCCUCACACCCAAAACCCUGCAGCAACGAGGCCGGAUUUCAGACCCCAUUUCUAAAUAAAACACAGACGGCUCUCGUCACAAUGGAAACCUACAAGGCUGAUGUAUUGUAUGUUGUCGAUGUUCAGUCGUGUGGAGAUAAAAAAAAAAAAGAUAAUAAUCACACCAAGUGUUUAUGCCAUUGUGACAUUGUAACCUGAGUUGUGCCAAACUGUCCCACAACCAGCACUGAGCAAUGCAGCCUCCAGACACGGUGGCUACUCAUCACAAGCAAUGAAUCUGUGGGACCAGGCCGGCAGGUGUGAUGGUCUUCCACAAAUUUAUGUUUUUUGCUUUUUUUGUAAAACAAAAUGUAUUUGGCACUUUAUCAAACACCCUUGUUGCAUAUAUGUACAUAAUAAACAUGUAUUUUAAUCUGCUGAUGUCAUAUAAUAAAUAUGAACAAUUGA